AGUCCUGAAAAUGAUCCUUCUGACGGACCUGAAGCUUCCAAGGAUGCAGCCAGUCCAACUUGUGAUUCCGUUGCCUCGCACUUGAUGACCGAUCCUCUUGAAGGAGAGCCUGGGACUGAGGAUGACGUCGUUGAUAAGGUAUGCCGGUGAACAGAAUUAUGUCCAGGUUGUUGUGGAUCACCUUUGAGCUGGUUCACAUUUUGACGAGAGUUGAUGAGGGUUUGUGGCCAUUUGAUCAGUAAUAUUCAGUCAAAUCUCAUCAACUCUCAUGCAACUCUUGUUCUUGUUUGUCCAGGGCAUUAAGCUCCGGUCAUCAACUCUCAUUGACUUUGAACUAGUCAUCAUUGACUUUGAACUGGUUCAAAUUUUAAUGAGAGUUGAUAAGAGUUUUCGCUAUCGCGCGGUAAUAUUCAAUCAGCUUUCAUCAACUCUCAUGCAAACUCUGGCUUCUCAACUCUCAUCAACUCUCAUGCAACUCUUGUUCUCGUUUGACCGAGGCAUGAGAGUUGAGAACGCUCUCAUGAUGCUUCUCAACUCUCAUGCAACUCUUGUUCUCAUUUGACCGAGGCAUGAGAGUUGAGAAAGCUCUCAUGAUGGAAACUCACUCUCAUGCAACUCUUGUUCUCGUUUGACCGAGGCAUGAGAGUUGAGAAAGCUCUCGUGAUGCUAACUCUCGCUUGUCAACUCUCAUCAACUCUCAUUCCCGUUUGACCAGGGCUUUAGUCAUUUUCAGGUGCUUCAGACACCAACCACAGCAGUUUAGCUUUAGAGCUAAACUCCACUUGUCAUUGGCGUGCACUUGUCAUUCACGUUGACCUCUGUUUGCAAUUUCCCCCAACAGGAAAGUCGUGCAAGCAGCAUUACGACAGAGGAAGACAGUCAACUAGAACAUGGCACAUCAACUGAAACCAUCGACCAGGAAGAAUCUGUAGAAACCAACCAUGCCGAUAUAGCUUCGUCUGAAUCUUCAGUAACGCAGGAAGAAUAUGUGAGCACCAAGGGUGUCAGGUUUACACCACCUGAGGCUCAUAAAGAAGGUUUGUGCUGAUGCAAAUAUAUUUUCAUGAUGGGUUGGUUGUCACGAUGAUAGUGAUGGUAAUGUUAGCAGUGGUGAUGAUAAUGAUGGUAGUGAUUAUGGUGGUGAUGAUGGUGUGGUGGUGGUGGUGAUGGUGGCUGAUGGUUAUAGUGGGUUGAUGGUCAUGAUAAUAUGUAGUUGUGGUAGUGACUGAUGGUGGUGAUGAUUUAUAUGGUUGUGAUUGUGGUGGUAGUGGUGUUAGUCCUAGUGUUGGUAGUGAUCGUUCUGCUUAUGAUGAAGGUCAUGCUGAUGAUGGUAGGUAUGGUGAUGAUGAUAUGUAUGUAGUUGUGGUAGUGACUGAUGAUGGUGAUGAUUAUGGUUGUGAUUGUGGUGGUAGUGGUGGUAGUCAUAGUGUUGGUAGUGAUCAUUCUGCUUAUGAUGGUGGUCAUGCUGAUGCUGGUAGUUAUGGUGAUGGUGGUCAUGCUGAUGAUGGUAGGUAUGGUGAUGAUGAUAUGUAUGUAGUUGUAGUGACUGAUGAUGAUUUAUAUGGUUGUGAUUGUGUUGGUAGUGAUCCUUCUGCUUAUGAUGGUGGUUAUGCUGAUGUUGGUAGUUAUGGUGAUGAUGGUAACAUGAUGGUGGUUGUGAUAAUGUUGAUCAUUUCGUAUUUAUAUGAAUGUAAAAAACAUAAAUAAGGCCUAUAUACAAUCAGAUAAGGAAAUAACAUAUUACCUUCGCUAUCUGAUCCUCGUUCAGAAAAUUGACUAAAAAUUUAAAGCCACAUAUAGAUUUGAAUCGUAUUGUCACUCUAAUGACUCGAGUGCUUGAAAAUUCUCAUAUUUAUUAUACCUUAUAUAUCUCUAUAUUUGUAAUUUCAGGUCAUGGUCCUCUUGUUCCGUAUGGUUUACCUUGCGUACGGGAAUUACUCAGAUUUCUCAUCUCUCUGAUUAACCCACACGACAGGUAAUUCGCCUUUCUCAACCCAACUUUUUAAGUAAUGAUCAUAAUUACUAUGUCACAGACGCUACUUUAAAAGCGAAAUGAAAUUUUUGUCACAAAAUAUGUGGUUUUACUUAAUUCCAUAUCCUACAUAAACCAAUAUACAAAACUGCCCAGUUCUGCCUAUGAAUUCGAUUCUUUUAUUAUUUUCAUGCAGACAUAAUUCUGAGCCAAUGAUCCAUAUUGGAUUAUCAUUACUAACCGUAGCUCUGGAAUCAGGAGCGGCCCAUAUUGGAGCUUUUCCAUCCCUCAUGAAUCUCGUCAGCGAUGAAAUGUGCAAAAACCUGUUUAUGGUAAGAUUAUUGCGAAAAAUAUAUAUAUUGUCAAGUAAACUUAGCUUAGUUUAGGUUCCUCCUGUAGUAACACUGGAUCAAUAAGAGAUGAUCCUUACUGGACCUCUAGGAAGAACAGUUCAGAACUGAUAGAGCUAUCCAGUAUAAAGAAAGUUAGUUUAGUUUAGUUUAGUAGUAAAACCAUAAAAUAACUGGAUAGGAAACGUCCUGACGUCACAGUCUAAACCUAGUUGCAAUCUGUGACGUCACGUGUAUUGCCAAAGUUCUCAGCAUUUUUGUUGUUUCGCUAUAUUUUCCGCUUUAAAAGAGUAAUAUUGAAGCAUAAACUGGUCUAAUUGUUUUAUAAACUGGUCUAAGCCACGACAAAGUAUUCAAGGUAAAUGUUUUUCGUCUUUGUUUUGUAUUUUUCUACAUUUGCAGCUACGAAAUUGGCGGCGCCAAUUUUAACGAAAUUUGCGAUGCAUUUUUCACUGUUUAGUGCUUGAAAUAUUUGCUAAAAUUGACCGGAAAUACUUAGAGAUUUCAUCGUAGAAUGGCCUAGUUAUAUUUAUUUACUCUUUGACUAAAAUGUUUAGCUGUAUAUUAUCGCUAAACAUGCCGUUUUUGAGAAUUUGGUUUGCAACUAGGUUUCAACGCCAUCAUCCCAUUGAAAACAUUAGGUCACGUCAGCUAGUUUCCUAUCCAUGUAUUUUAUUAUCCAUGGUAAAACUGAACAAAUAAGGGAUGAAAAGUAAACAAAGUUGAUUCCAACAAGUUUACAAUCUGCAUGUAUAUUGAUAUAUGUUGUUUCUUUCGCUAGCUUCUGCAGUGCGACGUACAUUCGUUAUUCGCGAUGGCCUUGAGAGUUUGUUUUCUGUUGUUUGAAGCACUUAGAGGACAUCUGAAAUUACAGCUCGAGGUAAGUUUUAACACCAACCAUGCCAGCUAUUUUCCAACUAUGAGAUCUCAUCUAGCCAAGUUCGGCUCGUUUCUCAUAUGAACACAAACUUACCUUAGUUGUCGAGCACUUGUAUCAUGAGCCUCUGGUGAAUUGGGUAACCACAGCUUUGUGUAGUCGAAAUUGAAGAAUUUGCUAUUUACAGUAUAAAUGAUAAAACAUUUUUACAUCGUGACUUUUUAAUUUUAUUUAGUCUUAUUUCAAACGUCUUUUGGAAAUCUUAUCAUUGGACCAACAAGUGCUGCUCUUUGAAAAGCGAGAAUUAAUCCUGGAUAAUAUCAAUCAGUUGUUUCACAUCCCUGACUUGGUUUCCGAACUUUACGUCAAUUACGAUUGCGAUCUGUACUGUGUUAAUUUAUUUGAAGAAUUGUGUAAGGCCCUUUCAAAAGUAAGUGGGGAAAGAGUACAUAUACGUUCAUUUAACCGUUUCUGUGCAUGAUCGUAUUUUAAUAUAUGAUGGAGUCAAUAAACGCCACGUGGAAUUUGCUUUGUAUUUUAUCCCCCCCCUCUAUAUCUUGUAUUUUCUAUAACAUUCUAUUCUAUUGAUCAAAUCUCAAGCUGUCAAUUCAAGAACUGAGUUAUAUUUCCUAUUGCAAAAAUUGACUUUCUCAUGCCCAAUUGCUCAAAAGGUUUCCCCCAGUGGCUCGGUCCCAAGGAUCGCAAGCUCGGGGAACGAGACUGCUCGGUCCCCCGUCGCAACUCGGUCCCAAACCUGUUCUGGCUAAGGCGAGACUUUUUUUAUUUAUUGGUUUACGGAUUUUACUUGAAAAAAAAAACAGAUCGGUAGGUCGGAAAAAAAAUUAAAAAAGCAUUGUUUUUCAAGAUUGUCACCACGAUAACAUCAGCCAGUAGUACUUAGAGUCAAAGUUUACUUCGCGUGUACUUCAUGUCAGAACCCCCAAAUUACUCUAAAGUUAACUAUUUUAGUUGAAAUUGUUGACAUCCAAAUUUUUUUUAUUUUUCACUUUCUGAAUAUUUACGGUCGGCGGAUCCGUAAACCAAUGAAUAAAAAAAAGUCUCGCCUAACUGCGAAUUAUUACCUGCAAAAAGAAUAGAUGACAGACAUGCUUAUUUAUUUAGUGUGUUUAAUGGUAAUAUAGUAAUAGUUUUGCCAAGUUUUGAAAGUAUUCAUCUCGUGUUUUAGAAUGCAUUUCCAGCAGGAAGUCUGACAACUGCAAAUGUUCCAGCCCUGGAUGCCUUACUGCAAGUCGUUCAUGUCAUUGAGGCUCAUUGUCAUCCAACGAUACCAGUGCCGAAGCCUGUCAAAAUCAAGGUUAAUCAUAAAACAGGUAUGGUAUUGUUAGUGGUGUCUGUGAUGGUCUUGAUAGCGAUGGUAUAGUUAGGGGGGGGGGAGUAUGGUAGUGAUGAUGGUGGUGACAUGGUGGUGAAUAUGGUAAUGAUGAUGGUGGCGAUGGUUAUGGUAGUGCUGAUGGUGCUAGUGAUGAUGGUGGUGACUAUAUAUGGUGGUGAAUAUUGUGGUCAUGGAUUGAUGGUGAUAUGAUCUGGUGACGGUUUUGUUGAUGGUGCUAGUGUUGAUGGUGGUGACUAUAUAUGGUGGUGAAUAUUGUGGUCGUGGAUUGAUGGUGAUAUGAUCUGGUGAUGGUAGUGUUGAUGGUGCUAGUGUUGAUGGUGGUGACUAUAUAUGGUGGUGAAUAUUGUGGUAAUGGACUGAUGGUGAUAUGAUCUGGUGAUGGUAGUGUUGAUGGUGCUAGUGAUGAUGGUGGUGACUAUAUAUGGUGAUGAAUAUAUAUGGUGAUGAAUAUUGUGGUAAUGGAUUGAUGGUGAUAUGUUCUGGUGAUGGUAGUGUUGAUGGUUUAGUGAUGAUGGUGAUUAAUAUAUAUGGUGGUGAAUAUUGUGGUGAUGGACUGAUGGUGAUAUAAUCUGGUGAUGGUAGUGUUGAUGGUGCUAGUGACUACGGUGGUGAAUAAUGUGGGACAUAACAUUGUUCUUUAAGUCGAAGUCAAAACACAAAAUUUAGGGCUCACUGACUUGACUUGCUAUUCCUCGUUGGACGUUGGUUAUACAUGUAUAGCAGUGGCCAUAGUGAUAUUUCGUAACACGACACAACUACAUGACAUCUUCUCCCACAGGUGACGAUGACUCUGGUACAGAUGAAAACGGUGACACUCCACCCUUCUCGCCAACCCCACCGCCCUCCUCCGGCUUUCUGAUGGCAAAGAAAAUGAAGAUCGGAUGCAGUAGUGAGCCACCUUCACAAAGCAAUGAUCCUAGCUUUGAUCAAGACGACGGUCUUACCCAUUCCUCAGCGUUGGCAGUCAUGUUCGCAUCUUCUGUCCCAACCCCUGAUGAUUUGGCCCAGCUUAAGAAAAAGAAAAAGGUGCGUGGAAAUGUGGACAUAAAUAUUGUUGUUUGACGUGUUUUCGCUUACUACUCUGGUUUUACAGUCAAAAUACAAGGACCUUCCUUCCCACCUCCGCUUGCAGGGCUUUCGAAAUUAUUCUGAGUACGUGGCUAUGUUGAUAAAGUAGGCAACUCUGUGGGGAGCGAUCUAGGGAGUCUUAAGCCCUGGGCAAACUAGGAAACAUUGUUAAUGGAAACAUUGUUUUCUGCCAAUGUUUCGCCAAGUUUCCCGGAGUGGGCAAACACUAGGAAACAUUAGUGAGAAACAUAGGGAAACAUCGAAUGUUUCUGAAUUUGCUAAGAAACAUUUUUGCUUCUCGGGAAGCAAAUUUUGUUUCCGCAACAAUGUUUUCACGGGUGGGCACAUUUGAGGAAACAUCGAGAAUCACAAAUGUUUCCACAACAAUGUUUCCUAGCUUGCCCAGGGCUUUAAAGUCGUCCAAUUUAGCUAGUGUAUAUUGAUUAGAUAGCAACACAACUUAUAACCAAAAUUGUAAUGUAUCACUACUUUCAUUCUUCAACAAGAUAACUUGAAGAUUUAACGUCGUUGUCGAAAAUAACCAGGCUAUAAUGUAGAGCAAGUUGAGGAAAAAUAACUUUGUUUGAAAGCUUAGAAUGGAGGAAGGAGAGCAGAAUUGAUAUUUCAAGUACUGAACAAAGUGACUGCUUGUAAACCUCGUGGCACCCUGUGAUUUCAUUGAGUUCUAUUUCAUUUAGUUGUUGCAGACAGGUUCCGAACAAUUUAAUACAAAGGCAAAGAAAGGUUUAGAGUUCCUUCAAGAACAUGGAUUUCUUACGAAACCUGUGCAUCCGGAGGAACUCGCUAAUCAUCUUCGAGAGAAUAUACGACUGGACAAGAAAGCGAUAGGAGAUUAUAUCGGAGAUAGAAAGAAUACUAAAGUACUGGAGGCUUUUGUAAGGUAAGUGUUGGUUGUGGUAUGGUAUCACUAUGGUAUGGUAUGGUGUGUGGUGUGGUGUGGUGUGGUAUGGUGUGGUAUGGUAUGGUAUGGUGUGGUGUGGUAUGGUAUGGUAUGGUAUGGUGUGGUGUGGUGUGGUAUGGUAUGGUAUGGUAUGGUAUGGUGUGGU
Paramuricea clavata is the source of this 6688-nucleotide messenger RNA. NCBI's taxonomy places the organism in Eukaryota, Metazoa, Cnidaria, Anthozoa, Malacalcyonacea, Plexauridae. The record is from the annotation of a GenBank genome assembly.